Aplosporella prunicola CBS 121167 is the source of this 878-nucleotide messenger RNA. RefSeq names its product glycoside hydrolase family 16 protein. The transcript has 3 exons. Gene Ontology annotation, molecular function: hydrolase activity, hydrolyzing O-glycosyl compounds. The coding region runs from base 1 to 777 and encodes 258 amino acids. The record is from RefSeq and is a predicted model, not a curated record. Gene Ontology annotation, biological process: carbohydrate metabolic process. NCBI's taxonomy places the organism in Eukaryota, Fungi, Ascomycota, Dothideomycetes, Botryosphaeriales, Aplosporellaceae.
AUGAAGUCCUUCGUUUUCACCGUCGCCCUCGCGGCAGCUGCCUCUGCCACGCCGGUGCAGCCUGCCAAACGCGCCACCGAGACCGUCGUCCCCACCUCUUGCUUCGACUCGUACGAGAGCUUCGAGUCCUACUUCAACUACCUUUACCCUUGGGGCUCCGACCAUAAUGGCGGCGCCCGCAUGGUUGGCAACAGCAGCGACCAUGACUACAUCAGCAUCAACGACCCGGGCACCCUGACCUUGACUGCACACCCCGUCACCGGCGAGCCGGCCACGAGCAGCGGCGUCGCCAUCAACUACCUUUCUGGCACCGUGCAUGCCAAGGACCAGUUCACCGUCGAAGAAGGCGGAGGCUAUGACUUCAAUGUCGAGCUGCAGGCCACGACCACCUACGGCACGUGGCCAGCGUUUUGGCUAACUGCUGUCGAGGGCUGGCCCCCAGAGAUCGACUUGGCUGAGUGGAAGGGAAGCGGCAAGGUUUCCUUCAAUACCUUCAACACGUCCAGCGAAGUCACUGCCAAGGAUGUGGACUAUCCCGACUCUGGAAACUUCCACAGCUUCAAGGCCGAGCUGCGCGAUGAGAACGGCAGCGACGUCUCCAUAAAAUUCUAUAUGGAUGACACCCUGAUCACCGAACAGGUCGGAGCCGGCUUCACCGGUGCGGCUAUGUGGCUGAUUAUUGAUCUCCAGAUGGAAGGUUCGUCGGGCACGUCAGGUCCUGACACCGACACGACCUUCUCGGCGAGAAACCUGGAGAUCAUCUCUUAUAACCCGUGAAAUGACGGCGGCAACCCGUCGGCAUCAUCGGCAUGGGAGACUCGAAUGCACUCAUUGUCAACUACCGGGCGUAAAUAGCGGAUCCGAACAGCACAGGGGAG